This is a messenger RNA of Dovyalis caffra, 1764 nucleotides long. The record is from the annotation of a GenBank genome assembly. NCBI's taxonomy places the organism in Eukaryota, Viridiplantae, Streptophyta, Magnoliopsida, Malpighiales, Salicaceae.
AUGGUAGACGAUUCGUCGACGGAUUCAGUGGUGUCGUGGAGUAGCAGCGAUAACAGUUUUGUGGUGUGGAAUGUGCCAGAAUUUCAGAGAGAUCUUUUGCCUAAGUAUUUCAAGCACGGCAACUUCUCCAGCUUUGUCAGGCAAUUGAAUACUUAUAGUCAGUGGAUUUCUUCUGUGGAAUUCCUCACUGGAAUAUGCUAUCUGGAUGAAGCAAAUCAAUUAGAUAGUGAUUAUUUAUCGGCCUAUUUUGUUGAUUUCAAUUCUUCUCUUGGAACUAUAAGUUGUGAUAUUACUCAAGAUUUGCUAGAAAUCAGCUCCGGAGUUGCUGUUGAAAGUGAGUUUGUUGGACUUCAAAUCAAAGAUAUGAGUUUGUGGGACUUAUUGAGGAAGAUUAGUUUGGAUAUAUUCAAAUAUGGAACUCUGCUCGGAGCAGCUGGAAUUGCUGGUUCAGUGGUAGCGUAUAGUGGGUUGUUUCCCUAUUAUUCUGCUUGGAUGAAUGAUCCUGUUCCUAAUCCACUCUUGGGCCAUUUGAACUACCUAAGCCUGCUUGAUUCUAGGCUUCUUCUUUUGUCAGCUUACACCUUGAUCGGGAAGGUUGAUCCUGAUCGGUUUGAAUUUGCAAAUGAGGGGUUCUUAAGAGGGCAAAAACACCUUCUGCGCAGUAUAUCUAGGAAAAAAACUGUUCCUGUUCAUGGUAACCAACCACCUCAAGUCCAGAACUCUCCGGUUGCCUCAUGCGUUGAGGUUGGGAAGUUUGGACUUGAAGAAGAGGUUGAAAGACUUAAACGGGACAAAAAUGUUCUCAUGCAGGAACUGGUUAGACUGAGGCAGCAGCAGCAAGCCACGGAUCACCAGCUGCUCACUGUGGGGCAACGUGUACAGGGAAUGGAGCAGCGACAGCAACAAAUGAUGUCAUUCCUUGCGAAGGCCAUGCAGAGUCCAGGCUUCUUAAGUCAGCUCGAGGAAGAAAAUUUGGCCGAUGAGCAAUGCAAAAACUCUCCUAAUGGGCAGAUUAUCAAGUUCCAUUCUUCAAUGAAUGAAGCAGCAAAAGCAAUGCUGCACCAGAUCCUGAAGAUGAACUCAUCGCCUAGGCUGGAACAAUCAAUGAACAGUUCUGGUCCCUUGCUGAUUGGUAACCAUCCUUCUUCCAAUGGAUUAGAUAGUGGGAGCUCUUCAACUCGGAUGUCCGGAGUGAUGCUUUCAGAGGUUCCACCAACUUCUGGGCCAUCAUAUUUGCCUAUUGAGACUGGGUUCCCAGCCAGUCAUCCAACUACUGCCAUUUCUGAGGUCCAACCUCGUGCUUCUGUGGCAACCGACCAUAUUAAAGCAGAUUUUACUGAGAUAGGCAUGCAUAAUUCUGGGCAAAAUACCAUCCUGCCCAACUUCACUGCAAUGCCAGGAAUUGUGCCUGGAGGCUCUGCCGGAGUUCCUAAUAUGAAUAUUGCAGGGCCUGAGAAUGAUAAUACAGAGUUUAUUGAUGCAAUGUCAUCUGUGUUGGAUGCGCCAGUGGCUGUAGAAACUGAAGCUUUCUCUCCCAACCCUAAGCUUCCUGGCAUUAAUGAUGUGUUCUGGGAACAGUUUCUUACAGCAAGCCCGAUUAAUGGGGAGACAGAAGAUGAAAUUAAUUCAAGCUCUCCAGAAAGCAGCAUGAGCAAGGAGCAUGAUCUGCAAUCAUGGCAGGACGAUGGAUGGGACAAUAUUCAACAUAUGAAUCAUCUUGCUGAACAAAUGGGACUUCUUACACCAGAAACCUCAAGGGGGUGA